AUGCGCUCUGGAACUGCAAAAGUUGUUGAAUACUGGGAAGCUAUCCUGAAACAAAGGCUUAUUACAGUAAUCCUUUAUAAUCUAGAGCUUCGCUAUUGCAUUGAACUUCUGAAUUUUGAUUUUGCAGUUUAUACUUACGAAAAAUACUUGUUUGCAUCGCAAGCUUGCCUGAGGGAGAUCCAUGCUUCUAUCCUAAGGAAGCAUUUACAUCGACUAGAGCAUCCCGAUGCUGUUGAACAGGAUGUGGAAUCUGAGAAAGAAGAUGAUAAUAAACUGGAGGAUGAGAUGCAUGAGGAUGAAGAUGAUAAGCGAUAUUCGCCUGAGCCUAUACCUCAGCACACAGAAAACCAAUUUGAAGAGGAAGAUGUAUCCUUCUCUCCACAGCUAAUGCAUGGCAAUGAAGAUGAAGAUGCAAUUGAUCCUAAAGAGGACAAAGCUGAGCUGGACCGGAAACGUGAAGCUGUAGUUUUGGAGCAUCAAAGGAAAGUUCAGAAAGCCAUGAAAGCAAAGGCAAGAGUACCUGAUGAGAUGGAGAUGAAGGCCAUAAAAACGAUGGGAGCUAUGGAGGAAGGAGAUGCAGUAUUUGGUGCCGGUGCUGAAGUGAACCUUGAUUCACAGGUGUACUGGUGGCAUGACAAGUAUCGACCAAGAAAGCCCAAGUACUUCAAUCGGGUGCACACUGGAUAUGAAUGGAAUAAAUACAACUAG
Miscanthus lutarioriparius is the source of this 708-nucleotide messenger RNA. Lineage: Eukaryota; Viridiplantae; Streptophyta; Magnoliopsida; Poales; Poaceae. The record is from the annotation of a GenBank genome assembly.